Ustilaginoidea virens is the source of this 522-nucleotide messenger RNA. RefSeq lists its product as uncharacterized. The coding region runs from base 1 to 522 and encodes 173 amino acids. Gene Ontology annotation, molecular function: RNA cap binding. Gene Ontology annotation, biological process: mRNA cis splicing, via spliceosome. NCBI's taxonomy places the organism in Eukaryota, Fungi, Ascomycota, Sordariomycetes, Hypocreales, Clavicipitaceae. The transcript has 2 exons. Gene Ontology annotation, cellular component: nuclear cap binding complex. The record is from RefSeq and is a predicted model, not a curated record.
AUGCGACACGGUCCCAGAAACACAGUCGAUCGGCUUGACAGACCAAGCGCAUACUGCACCAGCAGAAACAAGCGCAGACGCGAUCGGGACGACGACCAUGCCAACGGCGACGCGCCCCCGGACCAGCAGCCCGAUCCCCUGGCCAGCUCGACCACGCUCUACGUCGGCAACCUGUCCUUUUACACCACCGAGGAGCAAGUCUACGAGCUGUUCUCAAAGUGCGGCGAGAUCAAGCGGCUCGUCAUGGGUCUGGACCGGUUCCAGAAGACGCCCUGCGGGUUCUGCUUCGUCGAGUACUACACCCACCAGGAUGCGCUGGACUGCAUGAAGUACAUUGGGGGCACCAAGCUCGACGAGCGCAUCAUCCGCACAGAUCUGGAUCCUGGGUUUGAGGAAGGGAGGCAGUACGGCCGGGGCAAGAGCGGCGGACAAGUGAGGGAUGAGUACCGCGAGGAUUUCGACGAAGGGCGAGGCGGCAUCGGUCGAGCGUUGCAGCGAGACGACGAGGACAUGUACAGAUGA